GACAGCCUGUGCAAUUGGAAAAAGAACAAGAAGCCACAGCAUGCUCUCAGUAAUGGAAUGUGGCUGGGGAACAUGCAUUCUGUGCUCAAGCAUCUCACCAUUCCUGAGCAAAUGCUCAUCACUCUCAUAUAUCUGUGCAGUUUUGUCUUUAAGAUGCAUCCACUGACAUGUGGUGGGCACAACCCAACCAUGCUUCAGAGGGGCAUGAGAGGAAAUGUCACAAGCUAUGAUAUGGACAUGAAGGAGAUCAUGGCCAUGGUAGAAGGAAAGAAGAUGCCAUGGCUGACCAGGGUGUUGGCCUCCAUUAUCAUGGUCACCUAUGUGGGUCAAGACCAAUUGCCAAUGCAGUGGCUGAAGAGUACUUUUCGAGUUUGGCACCACAAUGUGUUGCAGGCAUUGCAAUGGUUGAUUCACUAUAAUCCAUUGUACAGGGAUGUUGAAAUCGAUGAGUCAAUACUAGCAUCUUUGCACAACGAUGACAUACCCAUCGAAAUACAAGCUGGCAUGAGGCACAAGCCAGAUGAAGUUGGUUUGGAUGAGUGUCAGGGGACGACUCCCAGGUCCCCAUGA
Cantharellus anzutake is the source of this 570-nucleotide messenger RNA. RefSeq lists its product as uncharacterized. The transcript has a single exon. Lineage: Eukaryota; Fungi; Basidiomycota; Agaricomycetes; Cantharellales; Hydnaceae. The annotation marks the transcript as partial. The record is from RefSeq and is a predicted model, not a curated record.